Molecule: messenger RNA, 435 nt
Organism: Ilex paraguariensis (yerba mate)
Lineage: Eukaryota; Viridiplantae; Streptophyta; Magnoliopsida; Aquifoliales; Aquifoliaceae
Source: the annotation of a GenBank genome assembly
AUGCAACGAUUUGUUCUACCCAUUUUCUUGUGCUUCGCUGCUGUAUCACCGUUCAUGAACUUCAUGGCCGUCGCCGAUGAGGUGACGUGCUCAGGUAUAGUGCCAAUGAGCUACAGAGACGAUGAGAUAUCAAUUACGGACUUUGGAGGCAUCGGCGACGGAAGGACAUUGAAUACCCAAGCGUUUCGAGAGGCGAUAUAUCGGAUUGAGCAUUUGAGAAGGAGAGGAGGCACGCUUCUCUACAUACCUCGUGGGGUGUUUUUAACUGAGAGCUUCAAUCUUACUAGUCAUAUGACUCUGUUCUUAGCUAAGGAUGCUGUUAUCAAAGCCACAAAGGGUGCUAAUUGUACUCCUCUUACUGGAACAUGCUUUAAGCUGACUGAACUAGAGCUUGUUGCCCUUGGCUCCCUUGACCAUGAUCUUUCCAAAAUUUAA